ACAGCCUAUGUAGUUGGUGAACAAGAAGGCCUAAUAGCAGAGAAGGCAUUCUUCAUGGGCGAGACACUAAGGGUGGGCACACAUUUGGAUAUCGAAUCUGAGCUAAAUCUGAUCAAAGAGACCAGGAGAGAACUAAGAGAUGCUGGUUCCACGGAGAAAGAUGAGAGGAAAGUCAUGGAGAAACUUGGCCUCAAGAGGGCACGAAACUUUGGGUGGCCAAACACCUAUGUCUUCACUAAGGCAAUGGGGGAGAUGAUGAUGGGGCUCUUGCGAGGGGACUUUCCAGUGGUCAUCAUCCGCCCGAGCAUCAUAACCAGUACACUCAAGGAGCCAUUGCCUGGAUGGAUGGAAGGAAUUAGGACCAUCGACGCAGUGAUCAUGGGUUAUGCCAAGAAGACCUUACCAUUCUUUCUAGGCAACCUUGAUUUAAUACUCGACAUGAUUCCGGGGGACAUGGUGGUGAAUGCUAUGAUGGUUGCCAUGGCAGCACACUCAGAUGAUCAAAAAGGUCAGAUCAUCUACAACGUAACUUCGUCAGUAAGCAACCCAGCACCCUCAGGCCUAGUCAUAGAUGCAAUGCACCGUUACUUCUUUGAGAACCCGCCAUGCAAAGGGAACGGUGGGCGUGUUCGGCUGAAGAAAAUGCGAUUCUUUAGCAUGCUCACGCAGUUGAGAUUGUACAUGGCCAUCAAGUACAAGCUUCCCCUCGAGAUGCUUCGCCUAGUGAGCAUCGCACUCUGCGGCAUUUUCUCAGAAUGCUACAACAAGCUCAAUGGAAAAUACAGUUUCAUCAUGCAGAUGAUCGAGCUCCACGCACCAUACACCUUGUUCAAAGGGUGCUUUGAAGACACGAACUUGGUGAAGCUAAGGACGACGAUGAAUAAGGACGAUCAAAUUAACAAUGGAGCAUAUUACUUUGACUUUGAUCCCAAGUCCAUAAACUGGGUUGAUUAUUUCUAUGGUGUACACAUUCCUGGUGUGCUUAAAUAUUGUAUUUAACUAGCCAAAUUUCCAGCAAGUUAAACCUCUUGUAGGGGCUAUCAUAUCAAGUAUCAUGCAUGCCAACUACUAGACAACUUGGCUGACAUGUCAUACAAUUAAAUAAAGAAAGAGAG
This is a messenger RNA of Triticum aestivum (bread wheat), 1115 nucleotides long. Its product is annotated as probable fatty acyl-CoA reductase 4. Gene Ontology annotation, biological process: suberin biosynthetic process; long-chain fatty-acyl-CoA metabolic process. The record is from RefSeq and is a predicted model, not a curated record. Gene Ontology annotation, molecular function: alcohol-forming very long-chain fatty acyl-CoA reductase (NADP+) activity. The annotation marks the transcript as partial. The transcript is spliced from 6 exons. Gene Ontology annotation, cellular component: intracellular membrane-bounded organelle. Lineage: Eukaryota; Viridiplantae; Streptophyta; Magnoliopsida; Poales; Poaceae.